This is a messenger RNA of Dermacentor albipictus, 1092 nucleotides long. RefSeq lists its product as uncharacterized. NCBI's taxonomy places the organism in Eukaryota, Metazoa, Arthropoda, Arachnida, Ixodida, Ixodidae. The record is from RefSeq and is a predicted model, not a curated record.
CUGCGAUCUGAAAAACAAAGCUCACUCACAUCUUCGGGAGGAUAUGGUAAGGAAAAUGCAGUGGAAGAUGCUAACGCUCUUGAUGGUGGCACUUGGAAACGACAUCCUUUGUUGCAAGCCCUUCCAAAUUUCACACGGGAAGAGGCUUCUGGAACUGAAAGCAAACUUUGGAAAAAUAGCCGGACAGUGCAAGAAAGAAAUUCACAACCUAUUGACGCUGCUUCAGCGAGGAGACCUGAAGAUUGGAAUGGAAGCAUUCUGCAGGAUGCACAGCACAUGUAUGGAGUCCGUAGAAGGCGACAAAGCGAAGGAGGUGUUCGACUGCUGGGGUGUGGCGCUUGAAAACAAGGCCUACAUGCUCCACUCAUCUAAGGACUUCACUCCCGCUCAACUCCAAGGCACCAAAGACGUUCUCGAGUGUUUCAAGAACACUGAAGCGGCGGAUCUACCAGCGCAUGCCCUCGAUGACCUCGCUUCACUUUGGAGUCAGUACAUGAAGAUGGGGUGAAAUACGCGAAGCACAGGAAAAAAGAAACGGUAACAAAGAAACGCGGAACACAGGACUACCACUUUAAAUUUGGUUUACCCCUCCCAUCUCUUUUCCUAUUUCUUUCGUAAACUCUUAGCUGAGGGUAGAGUUCUCACUUUGGCCGUAGGUCGAUGAGUUCUGCAAUUGCAAGUAAUCGGAUACGGGUUGUUUUUUGUUUCUUUUUCACGAGUGGGAAGAAGGGGAAGUAUGGCUACUUGUGAGCAAAUAAGACCCAUAAUUGGCGUACGUACAUGUCCUACGAACAAAUAAGCCCAUUACGAGUUCCAAUUAAGCGCAUAGGGCGCCGUGCCAGCGACCGCACUUCUAAAGCAUGCGCUCAGCCGCAUGCUUCCACUACUUUUAAAACUACCUAAUGUGUGACUCGGUCGACUCAAUACAGAGAAUGGUAUGCACUGCACGAAGACGGCUGAGGCGUAAAGCGUAAUAUCAAAUCUGCAUAGCAAAGUCUUCUACGACGACUAGUGCCUUUGCACGACGGAAAUUGUUUGCAGUGAAAUCUGCCCCUAUACCGCGAACGAAAGAGAUACAAGAAAGCAGUGGUC